AUGGAAGACGUUGAUUUCAGCGAAUUGAAGGAGCAGGACAGGCAAUUGAGGAGGACGAUUAAAUCCAUAGCUACUUUUGUCAGCGAGUUCCAACGAGGCCAACAUGAAAUCGAGGUUGAAGUGCGGUUGGAAACGUUGGAAAAUGCCAUGCGUAAGUUUUACGAGGUGCAGAGGAGGAUGAAAGUGAUUCUCGAUGAUGAAGAAAUAGAAAGAAAACCAGAUACCAAGGAAACCGAAACUGAACGCAAACGUCGUAUCAAAACUCACGCUUCUCGUCGUGAAGCGGAAUUCGACGAAACGGCUAACGAAGUCGAAAAAUUUUACUAUCCUACGAAGGCUGCGUUACUGAAUCUUCGACCAAACGGCAAAAACACGAUGGAACCAAAAGAGGGAUCUGACACGACUAUGUCUAGGGUCAAACUUCCUGAUAUUCAGCUACCGAGCUUCGGAGGAAAGUUACGAGAAUGGGUAACGUUCCGCGACAUGUUUGUAAGCCUCAUUAACAACAACAGCCAACUUUCUCCGAUCGACAAGUUCUCGUAUUUGCGAUCUUCGGUGACGGAUGAGGCCCUUCAGGAAAUCAGUUCGAUCGAAAUGACCGCAGCCAACUUCCAAGUCGCAUGGAACGCACUCGAGAAAAGAUACGAGAACAGAAAACUGAUUGUGAAGGCCCACUUAGACGCACUCUUCGCAAUUGAGCCGAUGCGAAGAGAAAAUUGCGAGUCGCUGAAUCGUCUUAUUAGCGAUUUCGAUAAAAAUUUACAAAUGUUGAGUAAAAUUGGGGAGCAACCGGAGAAUUGGUCAACCUUGCUGGCCCACAUGGUUUGUAUGCGUUUGGAUGCAGUGACUCUCCGCCAAUGGGAAACGCACCACAACUCUAAAGAGGUUCCCAAGUACGAGAAAGUUAUGGACUUUUUGCGUGAUCAGUGCCUGGUUCUACAAUCUCUUCUUUCCAACAAUGCACCUGAGUCCGAGUUCCGUCGAUCCAAAAUAACAACGACCCAUCUGUCGUCACAACUUCGGGGAAGCUGUGUAUUUUGUGGCGAGCCCUUUCACAAAGUGUAUCAGUGUCGAAGAUUCCAGCAUUGGUCAGUAAAUGAGCGUUUGUCAGAAGUGAGAAAGCAUCGCCUGUGUAUAAACUGUUUAUCAACUGAACAUUUUGUUGAUUCUUGUUUAAAAGAUUCGUGCCAACUCUGUCGGGAUAAACACCACAUUCUCUUGCACUUCGACAAGCCUAGCAAUUUCGCACGACCUUACUCCUCCUCCGUUCCACAAAGGCGUCGUAGACCAAGUUAUGCUAAUCAACCACGGGUGAAUCAGAGUAGACCGAACUCACAAUACCAACCACAGCACCCACCAAAUCAGGCACCUCCUCCAGCAUCCACUUCCUACCCAGUUGUCCAAUCAUCCAAUCCACAGCCUAACCCACAAGUCGCCACUGAUACUCUUAUUUCGCACACUUUUGGAACCACUCAAAGGAGUGAAAGCUUUCCUCUUCAAGUUCUGUUGUCGACAGCAGUUGUUCGUGUAGUUGAUCGAUUCGGAAACCACACUUUUGCCAGAACACUACUUGAUUCGUGUUCAGAGUUCUGCUAUAUCACUAGCAGUUUUGCUAAGAAACUUAACCUCCACGAAGUCGCCGAAACUUUGAAGGUUCAGGGAAUUGGUAAUGCCUCGGUCACAUCCACAAAAGCUGUAGAAGCUAUCAUUGAGCCACGUUUACCUACACUUUCAAAUUAUCGAGAAAAUAUGCGUUUCCACAUUUUGCCCAAUAUCACUCGUACGUUGCCCGUAAAACCUGUGCCAAUUCACCACGUAAAUUUACUGCCUGAUGUUGUUCUAGCUGAUCCAGAGUUUUGGAAACCGGUCCCUAUCGAUAUGAUUAUUGGGGCAGAGUAUUUUUAUGAGUUGUUGUGUGAUGAAAGUCAGAAAAUCGCCGAUGCUGGUCCAGUUUUACAAAACUCAGUAUUCGGUUGGAUAGUGUCUGGAAAAGUGUCAGAAAAACAGUCAGAUGUAUUUGUCAGUCUAGAGGGGCCUGACCAGUGUGGAUCAGGUGCGCCUCGAAUGUGUCAGAGUAGUACAGCUACAUUUGUUAGUUCCACGGCCCAACUUGAGGAAUUAGUAGCCAGAUUUUGGGAGCUCGAAUCUUGCCAUUCUAAAAGCACUUUUUCCGUAGAAGAGACAACUUGUGAAGAGUACUUCAAGCGCACGACAAUCCGAGAUUCAAAUGGAAGAUUCAUUGUCAGUUUGCCCAAGAGACCUGCCAUCAUACGGCAGCUUGGAGAAUCUCGAAAAACAGCUUUGAGAAGAUUCAUAAGUCUAGAAAAACGGUUGAUUGCUAAUCCAGAACUGAAUUCGAUGUACACCGAAUUCAUACACGAGUACCUCUUGAUGGGUCACAUGAGAGAAGUGCUUGGUAGUCAGAGUUCAGGUCAGAUUUUAGGUCAGAGCCUAGUUCAGGGCACCCGUCAAAACUUAGAAGGUCAGAAUCAUGAUAGCGUUGUAUACUAUAUGCCGCACCACGCAGUUCUGAAACCGGACAGCACAACUACGAAACUACGGGUAGUUUUCGAUGCAUCGUGCCGCACCUCAACCGGCGUUUCGCUUAACGACGGUUUGAUGGUAGGCCCAGUUGUUCAAAAUGAUCUGAUGAGUAUCAUUCUACGCUUCCGUCUGCAUCGGUACGCUAUCAGUGCAGACGUUGAGAAGAUGUACCGGAUGGUACGCGUACAGAGUCCGGAUCAGCACCUCCAACGCAUUUUAUGGAGAGAUUCGCCAAAUGAUCCAGUUAAGGCCUAUGAACUUACCACAGUCACCUACGGAACGGCAAGUGCUCCAUAUUUAGCCACAAGAUGUCUCAAAAAGCUCGGUGAAGACAACAUUACAACACAUCCAAUCGGUUCAAGGGUCAUUAUCGAAGAUUUUUAUGUCGACGACUGUCUUACAGGUGCUGACAGUAUCCAAGAAGCGAGGGCUCUUAUCCAAGAAACAACUUCUCUCACCGAUUCGGCUGGUUUUAAUCUACGAAAAUUCAAUACGAACUGCUCUAGAAUUUUAAAGGGCCUUCCUCGGUUUAUGAUAGAUAAUCAAUCGGUAUUCGAACUCGAUAGCUCAAGUUCGACAGUUAAAACCCUCGGAAUGAAAUGGGACACAAGAGCAGAUGAAUUCUGCUUCAGUUAUCCUCAGCUGAGAUUUGAAAAAUGUGAGAUUACUAAGCGAGUUGUGCAUUCCGAUGUGGCGUGUUUGUUCGACCCACUCGGGUUAGUUGGACCUGUUGUUGUUCAGGCCAAAAUAUUCAUCCAACAUUUGUGGCGCAUUAAAUUGGAUUGGGAUGAUCCAUUGGAUGAAUAUUGUCAGCAGUUCUGGAAAGAAUAUAGAGAGAAUUUGGUUGCAUUGGCUCAGUUAUCAAUUCCUCGUUGGGCCCUGAACAUCGACGAUCUAAGCCGCCCAGUUACCCAUCCCGAUCUGCAAUCAAACCCGUUGAAAGUAGUGUACCAUAUCAAGCAACAACCCGCCCGCCAUGAAGAUUUUGCUUCCAUCAACAAUGACCCUACCCACCCUCCUGAACAUUGA
Molecule: messenger RNA, 3573 nt
Organism: Uranotaenia lowii
Lineage: Eukaryota; Metazoa; Arthropoda; Insecta; Diptera; Culicidae
Exons: 2
Coding region: 1-3573 (1190 amino acids)
Source: RefSeq, a predicted model, not a curated record